Messenger RNA from Rattus rattus (black rat), 4388 nucleotides. It is a transcript of the gene Kpna5, whose product is annotated as karyopherin subunit alpha 5. NCBI's taxonomy places the organism in Eukaryota, Metazoa, Chordata, Mammalia, Rodentia, Muridae. The record is from RefSeq and is a predicted model, not a curated record. Gene Ontology annotation, cellular component: nucleoplasm; nucleus; cytoplasm. The transcript is spliced from 14 exons. Gene Ontology annotation, biological process: NLS-bearing protein import into nucleus. Gene Ontology annotation, molecular function: protein binding; nuclear import signal receptor activity. The coding region runs from base 136 to 1755 and encodes 539 amino acids.
CGCUGGGAGCCGCCAUCUUGGGUUGCUUAGCGGCUCGCCGGGGACCGGCUGGAGUCGGAGAGUCCACCCUGAGCUGUCCGCAGCCGAGGCCACAGCGGGAGACUGUAAGGAAGGGCUCGGGAGAGCACCGCGUGGAUGGAUUCAAUGGCUAGUCCUGGUAAGGAUAACUACAGAAUGAAAAGUUACAAGAACAAAGCCUUAAAUCCUCAAGAGAUGCGAAGGCGAAGAGAAGAAGAAGGAAUACAACUUCGAAAACAAAAAAGGGAGGAGCAGUUGUUCAAACGCAGAAAUGUCUCUUUGCCCAGAAAUGAUGACUGUAUGCUGGAGAGUCCUAUCCAGGACCCAGAUGUCAGUUCCACUGUACCCAUUCCAGAGGAAGACAUGAUCACAGCAGAUAUGAUUCAGAUGAUUUUCUCUAAUAACGCUGAACAGCAACUGACUGCCACACAGAAAUUUAGAAAACUGCUUUCUAAAGAACCCAAUCCACCAAUAGAUCAAGUUAUACAGAAACCAGGAGUUGUACAGAGAUUUGUGAAGUUUCUUGAAAGAAAUGAAAAUUGUACUUUACAAUUCGAGGCUGCCUGGGCGUUAACUAAUAUAGCAUCUGGAACUUUUCUGCAUACCAAGGUAGUGAUUGAAACCGGGGCUGUGCCAAUUUUUAUCAAACUUCUCACUUCAGAACAUGAAGAUGUACAGGAACAGGCGGUUUGGGCACUUGGUAACAUUGCUGGCGACAAUGCAGAAUGCAGGGAUUUUGUUUUGAAUUGUGAAAUACUUCCACCUCUUUUAGAGUUAUUAACAAAUUCAAACAGACUUACAACCACCAGAAAUGCUGUAUGGGCCCUCUCAAAUUUAUGUAGAGGCAAAAACCCUCCUCCAAAUUUUAGUAAGGUUUCACCUUGCUUAAAUGUCUUAUCCCGGUUGUUGUUUAGCAGUGAUCCAGACGUGUUAGCAGAUGUGUGCUGGGCCCUUUCUUAUCUCUCUGAUGGACCCAAUGAUAAAAUUCAAGUAGUCAUUGAUUCUGGAGUCUGCCGAAGAUUGGUGGAACUUUUGAUGCACAAUGACUAUAAAGUUGUAUCACCUGCAUUAAGAGCAGUUGGUAAUAUUGUAACUGGUGAUGACAUUCAAACCCAGGUCAUUUUGAAUUGUUCUGCAUUGCCCUGCCUUUUACAUUUGCUGGGAAGUCCAAAGGAGUCAGUUAGAAAGGAAGCCUGCUGGACCAUUUCUAACAUCACUGCGGGAAACAGAAUGCAGAUCCAGGCUGUCAUAGAUGGAAGUAUUUUCCCUGUUUUGAUUGAGGUCCUCCAGAAAGCAGAAUUUCGUACCAGAAAAGAAGCAGCGUGGGCUAUAACCAAUGCCACAUCGGGAGGCACUCCAGAGCAAAUAAGGUAUUUGGUAACCUUGGGCUGCAUUAAACCACUUUGUGACCUUUUGACUGUCAUGGACUCCAAAAUAGUUCAAGUUGCUUUGAAUGGACUUGAAAAUAUUUUACGCCUUGGAGAACGAGAAUCUAAGCAGAAUGGAGUGGGCAUCAAUCCAUACUGUGCUCUCAUUGAAGAAGCGUAUGGCUUGGAUAAAAUAGAGUUUCUGCAAAGUCAUGAAAACCAGGAAAUUUACCAGAAGGCUUUUGAUCUGAUUGAACGCUAUUUUGGUGUGGAGGAGGAUGACCCUAGUCUCGUUCCUCAGGUGGAUGAGCAGCAGCGGCAGUUUCUCUUUCAGCAGUGCGAGGCGCCAGGGGAAGGCUUCCAGCUCUGACAGGGGGAGGCUUCCAGCUCUGACAGGGGCGGGGUGGCUCUCGGCUCUUCAACAUGACCAGUACUGCUCAAAGGUUUAUACGAGACAGGAGAGACAAUCGGAUGCACUUUUAAGAGCAAAUAUGAAACAAUACUUUCCGUUCAGAUGCACUGUUUCUUUAUAGAUUUUCUGUUGUUUUGGUUAUUUGUUUUGCUGUAGCUGUAUUUGUCUUCUGUUUGGACUUUUGUGUUGUAAAUAUACAUUAUACAGACAUUUUAUUCAAGCUUGAAAAGGAGAACGUGGCGAAUGCUAACGGUUCUGAACUUUCCCAGUGUUCUUGAAGACUGCACAGCAGUGAAUGUUGAUAAUUGCGUUUGUCAAUAAGACUGACAGUGCCCCGUCUACUGAAUCUACCUCUGUUUAGAAUCAAAUGUAAGGACAAAAAGCUUCCGAAGCAUGAAAUCCUGCCAGACUGAGUUAGAGUGUGGUCAUCUUUAUUACUUCAGAUUAAAUCACUGUGCUGUACGGUCUAUUUCACAAACAAUGGCAACAGAAAACUUAGGUUUUUAUGAAGCUGAUGUAUUUAUGGAUAAGAAUGGCAGUUAUGCAGAGAGAAGCUGUUCAUGUUGAUCACAAUACUAACCUAUAAAACAAUAGUUUGUGUAUUGUUCACAUAAAAUAUUAUUCUAGUAUAUCUUAUAUUUUAUCCAGAGAAGCUACCCUCUCUGGAAUGUAUUUAUUUUCACUCUUCAUUUUAAAAAAGAUCAUGACAGUUGAUCAUGAAUCUAUAUUGCUGCAUACCUAAAACUAAUUAUUUCCUCUGAUUUUUCAGAAGAUCUUGAAACAUUUACUCUCUGUAUAAUAAUGGACUGGAGUACUUGAAUGGCAGAAGUAUGCUGAGGAAAUCACCUUGUUCUGUAGUAAAUAUUGUUAAGUGCAUUUAGUGUUUAAGUGAGCGGUACUGGUGAGAACUGCGGACGGUUAUGUAAUAUGUCAAAGUCUGUGUUAGGGAUCUAGGUGACGCAUGGCAGAUCACACAUGCUGCUGACUGAACUAAGGGGUGGACGACCUUUGCAGCAGAUCGGUCAGUCUCACUUAUGCUUUGUGAGUUAACAGCAAAAAGUCUCUUGAAAUGUGAAAGUCUAAAGGUUUUGAUAGAAAAUUUAAAUUUAUUUGCAUAUGUGUGUUAUUUCCAUAGAACUGUGCUUGGUAGAAUUUUCUAAGCAGAUGUGGUAUUGUUGAACUCAAUUUUUUUUAUUUAUAGUUAUAUACAGGUUAUGUAUAUAUUUAGUUAUUACUUAAGGAUACUUAUGUAAACCCUAAAUUACAACUCUUGUAAGAUGGGAACUAAAACAAUUUUGAUAUGAUUCAUAGUUUAUUCUAUAAAGAAAGAUUCAUUUAUGAUAGCAUUUAUAAUAUUUCUGCUGAGAAUCAGAGGCAUGUGAUAUAGGAGUCAUUUUAAAUAGUAGGACACUGUAAACUAUAUAUCAUGAAUCUAAGCUUUUAGCAAGACAAUUAAACUCCACAACCAUGAAAUCUAGGUUUAAACGUUUUCCGUAGCACCAACUGCAUCUGUCAGUCUUUUUAUACCAUUAAGUAGAGGAUUGUGUCUGCUCUUUUUAUUAUAAUGGACGUUAUAGAGUUAAGUAUGUUAUGUACAUUCAAAGAAACAGGGUAGUGAUAUAAAAGUUACCAAAUCGAUGGGUGAGUUUAUCAAAUGAACACUGUUUUAUGGUGCCAGCGUUUCUAAGUUAAGAUGACAGGGUAUUCGACUGUUUGUAAUCAGUUGUUGAUCAGCAUAAUUCAAACUUAGCCAGCUGUGCCUGCUUUGAGGAUGCAGUAGUCACUAUAGCAAGCCUCUAAGCCAAAUCUUCCAAAAAGUAGUUCUUAUAGAAGAAAUAUGUGUGUGUAAUAUAUAUAUGUAUAUAUAUUAUGUGUGUGUAUAUAUAUAUGUAUGUAUAUAUAUAUAUGUAUGUGUGUAUGUAUAUGUAUGUAUAUGUAUGUAUGUAUAAAAUGUUUGCAGGCACAUAGGAUGAGUGACCUGUCAAAGGAGAUUUUAGAACUUUUCAGUGGGACAAAUGUUGAAUUUCUAAAUGCAGAACAUGGUCAUUCUUUGAAUAUUUAAGUACAAAUGUUAUUUCUUGGAUUAGAUUUGAAUGCAAAGGCCACUUUAAAGCCUAGCUCCUUUUUGUCGGACUAAGAGCAAGAGCCAGCUGUGUAAGAGUGCCACUAAAAUGCUCCAGUGUUUGCUUUCAUCAUCACUGUCUCUGUGACACAACUCAGUAAGUUGCUUUUUUAAGAUUUGUGACACUUAUAUGUGAUAAAUACCUUGCCAAAUAAAAUAAAUGUAUGACAUGAAUGCAAAUACCAAGAAAAAAUCCCGAGUCUAUUUAACUAAGUUUAAUUGAAUUUUCUUGAACUUGAAUUUCUACUGAUUAAACUAUGCAAUCAUGCUUAUUGUUUUAUAAACACAUGAUGCACUGGCCUAGGUUUUUCUUGUGUUGUUUUCCUGUGUUGUAAGUUUUAAUUUGAAAGAUUAUUCUAACCUAAUUUUUAGUGUUCUUAACUUUUAGUGUCAUCUGGCACUUAUCGGUAGCAGUGGAAACUGGAACAGGGUAUUUUGGUUUUGGUUUUAAAGUAACUCUCCUGGCACA